Messenger RNA from Haemorhous mexicanus (house finch), 2730 nucleotides. RefSeq lists its product as uncharacterized. The record is from RefSeq and is a predicted model, not a curated record. Bases 1 to 2730 code for a protein of 909 amino acids. NCBI's taxonomy places the organism in Eukaryota, Metazoa, Chordata, Aves, Passeriformes, Fringillidae. The transcript has 4 exons.
AUGAAAAAAAUCGCCCUUUUCUGUAGUGGGGAGGCACGCUCGGCCCCUUCCCAAACGAAAACAAAGGCAGAAAGUGGGCGCUGCCCGCUCCCCGCCGCUCCGCACGCAGCGCCCGCCGCCGGCCCCGCUCCGCUCCCCACCGCGCCCCGCGGACCGAGCGCGGCCGGGCCCCCCCUCGCUCCGCGCCCUGACCGCUUUGGCCUCAAACCACCUUUUUCCGCUCACCCUCAAAAUGGCCCGGAGCGGGGUGGGGGGAAGCGCGACGAGGGGAGCGCCCCGGCCCCGACCCCAUGUGCACGGCGGCGGCGGCAGUGCCUCCCGCCCGCCCCAGCUCCGCGCCGGCGGAGCGAAGGUACUCGGCGGGGUGAAACCCCUAUUAUGCGGCGUCCGCCGGCACCGCUCCGGCUGCCUCGGGUAGCGUUCUCCCUUCCCUUCCCGUCCCCUCCCUCUUUCCCCCGCUCCCCUUUCUUCUCCGGCCGCCGGGGAGCGCCGGCCACCCCCUGCCCCCUCCCGGUGCCGCCGGGGCAGGACGAUCCCCCCGCCGCGCGCACCGGCGGCCGGAGCGGCACCUCGUGCUCCCGCCUCCCUCCUCCUUCUCCUCCCUCCCCGCCCGCCUUCCUGCCGCCCGCCGCCACCCACCGCCCGGCCUCCGCUGGGGGUGCCCCCGCUGCGGCCCGGGCCCCGGCCCCGGCGACCCAUGUGCCUGCGCGGAGCGGGGCGGUGCCGGGCCGAGCCGGGCCGGGCCGUGCACGGCAGGGAAGCGCCCUCACUUUGUUAGCGCUUGUUGUGCCGACGCGGCCGCCGGGAGCCGUCAGCGUGGUCAGCGGGGGAAGCGCUCCCGCGGCCAUCCCGGCCGGCGCUGGGCCCCGCCGCCCCCGCCGCGCAGUUUCGCUCAACUUUUCCCGGAUUUUUAGUCACCCUCCAAACUUGCGAAGAGGAGCGCAGUGGGGAGAAGAAGGGAAGGGGAAGGGGCGCCGGCGCUCUGGCUCCCCGGUGCCCUCCCCUCCCCCGAGGCGAGGCAGGCGGCCGGCCGGCCGCAGCACAACAAAAAGCCAUUUACACCCGGGGAAGUGCCCCGCUGAGACACCCCCCUCAACACACACACCCCCCCGCCCCGCCUCGCCCGGAGCCGCGGCAGGGCUCAGCAUCCCCCACCCCCCCCGGACCGCCGCCGGCAGCGAGCACCCCCGCGCCGCUCCGCUCUGCCGGGGACAGAGACCUGCCGCGGGUCCUCUGCUCCAUGGCCGGCGCCCGCCCUCCCUCCCUCCGUCCGCGCCCAGUGAGGUGCGGGGUCACUCACCGGGCCGGUGCGUGGCCGUCGGGGACCGGUGUCCCCCGCUCGCUCCCUCGCUGCCCUCCGCCGAAGGGCCGGGGAGGAGGAGGGGACACGCUCCGGAGUUGGUGCCGUCGGCCGGGGGGGGCGAGGCGGGGGAAGCGGCCAUUAAGCGCUGCCCGCCCGUCCGCUCGCGGCAGCGCCCCCGUCCCGGCGGGGUCGCGCUCCCCCGGCACCGCACCGGCACCGGCACCGGCACUGGCUCCGGCUCCGGCUCUUGCUCUGCCGCUGCCGAGUUUGUAAGCGCUGCAUUCGAAUUCGUGAUACAAAGCGAAACAAACUCAUUCCUUGUUAACCGGGUUCAGAGCCGGCCCGGUACCACAACACGCGGGUCAUCACCGCUCCCGCUGGAGCUGUGUCAGAGGAGGGACUCGGGGACGGGCUCCAGGCAGAUUCUGCCGGGUCAGGGAGGCGCGACAGGCCGGCUUGCCCUUGGAGUGACACAGAAACCCAUUGCCUGGUCGCAGGGAAUGAUUUUCCUCAUGCAGUCACCCCUCCCACGCUUCCGUGCAGUCGCACAAUGGUGCGGCUCCACACGCGGGCAGCGAGGGGAGGACGCGGCCGCCUGCAAGGGCGUAGGUCGAGCAGGCGAACGCAUCCCGGAGGGAAGCCCCGGGUGGGCUGGAGAAGCGGCCUGGCUUCCGCACGGCCAUUGUUCUUUCCGGGAACGGGACGCCGCGUAUCCCGCGCCCCUGUCCGCCGGGCGGGGCGGGCUCCCCGCGCCUUUGCGCGCUCCCUCUCCGGGAGGGCUUCGCUCCUUUGAAAGGUCCCGCUGCUUUGCAGCUCUGCUCCCCGGGCCACAGCGGGGCAGGAGCACUGUGCCCCGUCCCUCCCGACAAGCUCGCACUCCGCCGUUCCGUGUCCCUAGGGACUCGCAGGCAGCCCCGGGACACCGCCUCAGGAUCGCGGCCGGGAUGGGGAGGGGCCCAGAGGGGUGCCCCCCUCGCAGGGCUGCCUCGCAGGGAAGAUCGAGCCGAGCGCUUCCCGGGGCGAUGGGGGGAGCCCCGCAGCGAUGGCGGGACCGACCCCGCCACCGCAGCCCUCUACCUGCGCCCCCUCCCCCAGCGGGUCGGAGUUGCCGUGGCGACGGAUCAACACCAUCCCCCGGGACAGGGCUCCGCUGGAGCCACGGGAACGGCGCGCUGCUCUCCCGCCUCCCAUGGGGAACCCCGUCCCGCCCCCUCCCGCGGCGACAGCGCGGCCGCCCCCGCGCAGCGACGUCAGCUCGGACCGGCUUUCCUGCCCCGGCGGCGCCCGCCCGCCGCCAUCGGUCACCGCCAGCGUCACCGCCCGGGCACCCGCACCGGGGCCGUGUGUCCAGACCCGUCGGGACCGCCGUGUGCGGUGCCCGCCACCACCUCCAAGCCCCUCGUGCAGGCAAAGCUGCACCCGUUUAA